GGAAGUAACAUGGAACUGUCAAGCUAACGACCAUCCGCGCUGGUUUUAUUGUGAAGGCGCCGGUCGGAAAUCGUGUUAGUCCCCCUGCAGGCUUCACUGUGUGUGAAGCAGAUUAAUGGUGGAGGAUCUCUGUUAUUCGAUCGCCGGUCGUGUUGUUAUUCUCUCUGGUUCCGAGGGUUUACUUGUCCAGUUUGAAUGGAAGGGGGCGAGCUGAGGACCCGGGCCGAUCCGGGCCAGUCCAGGAAAGGACAAGACACCAGGGAGAGCAGCACCCAGACUGACAGCCGGGUACAAGGUCAUGGCCCCAGGUUGUCGAAGGUCAAUCUCUUCACCUUACUGAGUCUGUGGAUGGAGCGGUUCCCUCAGGAGCAGUAUGAGGAGGAGGACCCCAGUCAGAUCCGGGGGAUGGGCUUGGUGGUGGUGCAGGACAGCAAGGUGCUGGGACUCCACUGCUCGGGCGUUGAGCUCCACGCGGGGCAGGCAGCCAUCAUCCAGCAUGGCGCCCGCUUGGCUGACUGUCACCUGUACUUCUCCAGGAGACCCUGUGCCACGUGCCUCAAGAUGAUCAUCAACGCUGGGGUCAGUCAGAUCUCCUUCUGGCCCGGUGACCCUGAGGUCAGCAUGCUGGGCUCCACCUCCACAAACCAUUCGGCCGCCCGCUCCCACAGUCCGCCGGGCUGCUUCAAGGAGGAGGCCGCGCUGGACGCCAUUGCAACGGAGAAGCUGAAGUCCAACAGCCGGCCGCACAUCGGCGUGCUGCUGCAGCCCCUGGCGUCGGGCCUGGCUCAGUUCCUCCGUGAGUCGUCCAGAGAGUGCGACUUCAUGGAGAAGGUGGCUGAUGAUGAACCAGGUCUGAACACAGAGGAGCUCUUCAACAGAGAACGGUCCAGACACCUGAAGGAUUUCUCCAGACACUUCCUGGUCGCGACCCCCUGGCAGCACCGGGACAUUCUGAAGCAAAUGGGUCUGGAGAACUUCUGCGUGGAGCCGUACUUCUCCAACCUGAGACAGAACAUGAUGGAGCUGGUGGAGGUUCUGGCUGCAGUGGCUGCCGGGGUGCCGCUGCGACGCCACGGAUUCCACAGGGAACAGUGUUCGACCCCCGAGCAGCCGCUGCCUCCUCAUCAUGAGGGCGUGUCCCAAGAAGUGGCUCUUCACUGCAUUAUCCAAGCCAGACUGCUCGCCUAUAGAACAGAGGAUCCUAAAGUGGGCGUGGGCGCUGUUAUCUGGGCCAGACGACUCUCGCCGAGGAGUUUAGACGGAGUGGGACGUCUGUACCUCUUGGGUUGUGGGUACAACGCCUACCCAGCCGGCUCGCAGUACGCAGAGUACCCGCAGAUGGACAACAAACAGGAGGACCGACAAAGACGCAAAUACAGAUACAUCGUCCACGCGGAGCAGAACGCCCUCACCUUCAGGACUCGAGAAAUCCAACCGGGGGAGGCCACCAUGCUGUUUGUCACCAAGUGUCCGUGUGACGAGUGCGUCCCUCUGAUCAGAGGAGCCGGCAUCACACACAUCUACACCACGGACCAGGACAGGGACAAAGACAAGGGAGACAUUUCCUACCUGAGGUUCAGCAGCUUGAAGGACGUCAGCAAGUUCACGUGGCAGAGGAGUCCUUCACUCGGCUCAGCGUCCUCUCCUGAAAUUGCCAACGGUUGUGUUGGGAAGCAGAGCAGGCGGAGGGAGGAGGAGGAGAGCCACAGCAACAAGAAGCUGUGCGUCAACAGAACGCACGACUCGUCCGUCAGCUGAGCAUCGCCCCCAGACACACGGACAGAUGGAUGGACCAACCAGAAAGCUCAUGUGCCACAGAUCAGAUCAUUUAACGGUUCAAGUUGGGAGACGCAGGUCUGCGAUGAGCUGCUGCAGUUCAAUUCUGUAUUUGAUCCACCAGUCGUGGAGUUGUGUGGGAAGCUGUUCUCCCAGUGAGAGACGAGAAGAAGCUGAGCUUCCAACACAAUGACCUCAAUGGGAAAUCAGUAGAACAGAGGGAGGGAUGAAAGAGGAGAAGUGUCAUUUUUAAAUGCAUGGGAGGAGGGAAGGAAAUGUGGGGACGACAAACAAACAAAUAUUUUAAUAUAAUAUAAACUGUGACAUGUAGAUUUAUCUUUUUUUAUAAAUAUAUUUAAGUGGUGAAGUUUAUUUGAACGGUGUAAGGUUUUAAUGUGUCAUACUGAAUGUGUGUGUGUGUGUGUGUGUGUGUGUUUGUAUGCGAGUGUGUGUGUCACUCCUCUUGAGGUGAAUAAAGUUUAAAAGAGUGGAAGAAGACUCUCUUGCUAAAACUUGAACAAACACGAGGACGGUGUAAACUUACGGUUCAGAAACAUCCGAUUAAAACCGACUGUGAACGUGU
Messenger RNA from Pleuronectes platessa (European plaice), 2359 nucleotides. It is a transcript of the gene cdadc1, whose product is annotated as cytidine and dCMP deaminase domain containing 1. The record is from RefSeq and is a predicted model, not a curated record. Bases 196 to 1758 code for a protein of 520 amino acids. Gene Ontology annotation, biological process: tRNA wobble adenosine to inosine editing. The transcript is spliced from 12 exons. NCBI's taxonomy places the organism in Eukaryota, Metazoa, Chordata, Actinopteri, Pleuronectiformes, Pleuronectidae. Gene Ontology annotation, molecular function: zinc ion binding; tRNA-specific adenosine deaminase activity.